UAGGCUGUGAGCGCUUUGCAGCAUCAAACGGCGUAUACAGGCUGCAGUUAUCGACGAGAGCUGCGCACUGGUGCCGCGCAGCACGCCUGUCGACGCACUGCCGUCCUACCCACUCGGGUGGGCCCCAAAGCUACACUGCACACUGCUGCUUGUAUCGCUCACGAGCACAAGAAACGAUGAGCGCCCUCGCCCAGCAAGCUCCCGUGGACGCGGCCGAGAUCUUCGCGAACGCGGUGCGAGCCAUAUUCUCAAGAUGGACGCUGCUGCGACUCGCGGUCGACCAGGGGUGGGCCGACGGCGACGAGGCCCAAAAGGCCGACGCGCUGGUCACACGUGUUCUGGAGAUGGUGGCUCCCUCGGUGAGACGGGUGCCCGACGAAUCGGAAAUCGCGGACGUCCUGCACGACGCGAUCGAAAGCACCUUCAACGCCCAGGCGGAAGAUGGUUCUGUGGAGGAGAUCUCGAGAACUAUUCUGAGGCUGCGGGCCGAGUGCAGUGCGGGGAACGUGGCGAACGCUUUGGUGUACGUGCAACAACAGGCGUCUUCACUGGACGCAAGUCAGGGCCGCGAGGACGAAGCGGGGGAGGCCGAGGAGGUCGUCGUCGCACCAGCCCCCGCGCCGCUGCCCAUCAUCGACGAGGACGGCUUCGAGACGGUGCAACGGCGACGGAACCCGCGACGGGCCUGCGCACCCUAAAAGUAGCUCAUAGUUA
Messenger RNA from Pelagomonas calceolata, 714 nucleotides. The record is from the annotation of a GenBank genome assembly. Lineage: Eukaryota; Pelagophyceae; Pelagomonadales; Pelagomonadaceae.